UUUCGCUGUCUUCAGCGACAUCUACAGUGGAGUUGCGCAAUGUACGAGCACCAUUCAUUUUACUCGCGAGUAUUUAGUCUGGGCUGACUGGGAUAGACGUGCGAAACAAUCCUCAGCAAUGGGUAAAGCCAGAGACGGUAGUUCCGAUGAGGAAGUUACAACAGGUCCCAUUUCAAAUUCGUUGCCUCAGAAGAGGCACAAAAAACACAAGCACAAGAAACAUAAAAAGAAAAAAUUAUCACAGGAAGUGGCAGAAAGUUAUAUGGAUAUUUCAGUAGAUUCGGAUCUAAAAAAAACUUUCAAAGUCAGACUGAAGAAAGAGGAAGAAAAAAGCCCUGAUAAAAUAAAGGACAAAGCCUUCAAAAUAACUAGUAUAAGUAUACCGAGUACAAGUGCAGGUUUACUGCAGAAAUCAGUAGCAAAAAAGAAAGUUAUAAAAACCAAUAAAGGUAAAGACAGUGGAACGAGUAGCGAAGAAGAAAGAUGGCUUGAUGCGAUUGAAUCUGGAAAACUGGAAGAGGUAGAUGACGAGCUCAAGAAAAUUAAACCCAAGGAUCCAAAAUUAAUGACAGCUAGACAGAGAGCAAUGUUUGAACGCAAGACAGAUACAGAACCCAAUUCUAGUAUAGAACAGUUAAUGUCUUUACCUACUGGUUAUAAAGAAAAAGUCAUGACAGCAGAAGCUAUUCAAAAAGCUGCUUUAAAAUCUUUGAAGCGUAAGCAACUUGCAGAUGAAAAAAGAGAAAAAGAUAAGAAAAAAACUAUGGAAAGGCUGUUGAAAAAGCAGGAGUCCAAAACAUCAAAAGUGAUUACCAAGGGCAAAGUAUCUAAGAGACAAGUUCCACUUAUCACAUACAAAGUGACUGCAGAAGGCAGUUCCAUCUCUUUACCUCCGGGAGAAUUAUUUCCAUUAAAGGCAGCAAAGAGCAUAGAACCACCUUCUCAAAUUCAAUGUGGAGUAUCUUCGUGUUCUAAUGUAAAAAAGUACUCUUGUUCAAAGACUGGAAUUCCGCUUUGUGGUUUAGACUGCUACAGGACAAACUUGGCAGGAAUCGUAUCAUAAGUGAAAACAAAAUUUAUUUAAUAAGUUAGCAACGUUUUCGAUCAAAAAGUAAACCUUUCCGUUUCUUGUUAAACUAAUCAAUGGUGGGUAAGUGUAUUGAAAUUUUGAAAUUCAUAUCAUGAGUAUAUAUGUACAAAUUACUUAACAUGUGAUCCUUAGCUCGCAUUAGUCACAGAAAGAGCGAAUACUAAGCGAGUGCAUUGUUGAAAUACGUAUAGAUAGAUAUCUCUAAAUAAAUCUAUAACUAUGUUCCUAUCUAUAACAAUGUAAAUAAAA
Molecule: messenger RNA, 1339 nt
Organism: Nasonia vitripennis (jewel wasp)
Lineage: Eukaryota; Metazoa; Arthropoda; Insecta; Hymenoptera; Pteromalidae
Product: INO80 complex subunit B
Exons: 7
Coding region: 119-1063 (314 amino acids)
Biological process (GO): chromatin remodeling
Cellular component (GO): Ino80 complex
Source: RefSeq, a predicted model, not a curated record